AUGAGACUCAGUUGCUUUGUUUGCUUGUUACUAUUUCUCCUCACAGUUUCAAUGAAGUUUAAAGAGACAUUAUCCUUCAGAAGAAGAGAUAUGACAAAGCUUUCCGAAUACCAAGACAGAAUCCAAGAAAGACUCGCGAUCAUUCCCACUCUCCCGCCAUUGUCAUCUUCUUCUCACUUUCCCAAAAUAAUGGGGAAGGUGAUAUACCCGAUUGGUUAUGGAGCUGAUCCGACAGGUAGACUAGACAGUAGUGACGCAAUACUUGAAGCUUUAACCGACGCUUUCAAGUUGCAAUCCGGGCUUCACAUGAUGCCACAUGUAGCUGAUCUAGGAGGUAUGGUUAUUGAUCUCCAAGGUGGCCAUUACAAGAUCGGGAAACCUCUCAGAUUCCCUUCCUCCGGCGGUGGAAAUCUAGUGGUAAAAGGUGGGACAUUCCGAGCAUCGAACGUGUUUCCUGGUAACCGGCAUAUUAUCGAACUCGUCCCUCCACGCUCCGGGAUCUUCUUCGAGGACGUGACCUUUCGAGACAUUCUAUUCGACUCAAGCUUCAGAGGAGGGGGCAUUUUGGUAAUAAACUCAGCUCGUAUCCGUAUAACCGAUUGCUACUUCCUCCAUUUCACAACACAGGGGAUCAACGUCAAGGGAGGCCACGAGACAUACAUUUCAAACUCCUUCUUGGGACAACACUCGACAGUAGGGGGAGACAAACAAGAACCAUCGUUCUCCGGGACAGGAAUCGACCUCUCGAGCACCGAUAACGCCAUUACCGAUGUAGUGAUCUUCUCCGCUGGGAUCGGUAUCUCCUUGAGAGGAGAGGCAAACAUGGUCACGGGAGUGCAUUGCUACAACAAAGCAACAUGGUUCGGUGGGAUCGGCAUUUUAGUGAAGGCGCGUUUAACGAGGAUAGACAAUUGUUACCUUGACUACACAGGUAUAGUCAUUGAAGAUCCUGUUCACGUCCAUGUCACAAACGGUCUCUUCAUAGGAGAUGCGGACAUCGUCUUGAAAUCGGUACACGGGAAGAUCUCAGGUCUAAACAUCGUCAACAACAUGUUCAGCAGUACGUCGAGAAAAAAUUUCCCGAUCGUGAAAGUGAGAGGAAAGUUUCGUGAGAUUGAUCAAGUUGUGAUUGAUCAGAACAAUGUAUCAGGGAUGAUGUUGAAGUCAACGGUAGGGAAGUCAAAGGUUUCUGGGAAUGGGACAAGAUGGGUCGUUGACUUUUCACAUGUCUUGGUAUUCCCUAACCGGAUAAACCAUUACCAGCAUUCGUUUUUGGUUCGGUCUGGAAAGGUUGUUGCGAGUGCAGUGACAGAGGUUUCUAAUAAUGUGGUAGUUGUAGAAACUGAUAGAGCUGUAGCUGGAACUGUGUCAGUAGUUGUUCAUCAGUAA
Messenger RNA from Raphanus sativus (radish), 1389 nucleotides. RefSeq names its product polygalacturonase QRT3-like. NCBI's taxonomy places the organism in Eukaryota, Viridiplantae, Streptophyta, Magnoliopsida, Brassicales, Brassicaceae. Gene Ontology annotation, molecular function: polygalacturonase activity. Bases 1 to 1389 code for a protein of 462 amino acids. The transcript has 3 exons. The record is from RefSeq and is a predicted model, not a curated record.